Molecule: messenger RNA, 3899 nt
Organism: Cloeon dipterum
Lineage: Eukaryota; Metazoa; Arthropoda; Insecta; Ephemeroptera; Baetidae
Product: EEIG family member 2
Exons: 10
Coding region: 387-1976 (529 amino acids)
Source: RefSeq, a predicted model, not a curated record
UCGUGUCGGACAGUCGUCAAAGAAUGUGCAGGGAGCAGUGCAACUACCUCAGUCAAUCGUUUUCCUCAGUUUUGUUCGGUUCGUGCAGUGGUGGUGAAGCUUAAAUGACUUGGAAACUGAAGUGAACCGUCCACAACAGCUCCGUAGGGUUGAAGAUGAUAUUGCGAGACACAUCAUGGACUCAGGAAUAGAGAAGGCGACCUCUACGCGAAUUACGAAAAUUUUCGAAGAUUUUUCACUCAACAUUGAUUGUUGAAAGACUCGCGCCACCAAUUUGUAAUCCAGCCGUCAUGAUUGUUUUGAGAAAGGAAUGUGAUAUAAUUUUAUAUUAGUACAGCAAGUACUUUGAACUGUUUAAACGAGUGCGAAUUUUGGACGAUUUGCCCAUGAACAUUGCAAUGAUGACAUUUAUGAUGAAGAAAAAGAAAUACAAGUUCCAAGUGUCACUAAGACUAGACGAAUUGACUGCUGUGCCAUUCGUCAACGCAGUCCUCUUCGCUAAAGUGCGGCUCCUGGACGGCGGCAGCUUCCGGGAAACUUCAAGCCGAGAGGAGGUGACGGAACACGCUGUCCGAUGGGGAGCCAAUUUCAGAUUCGUUUGCAAAAUGUCGGCCAACAUCUCGACAGGCAUACUCGACCCCUGUCUAUUGAGGAUAUCUGUCCGCAAGGAGGUUAAAGGUGGCCGUACAUUCCAAAAGUUAGGCUUCAUAGACCUAAACCUGGCCGAGUUUGCUGGCGCUGGCGAAAUGACACGUCGCUACCUUCUUGAAGGUUACGACACGAAACACCGCCAGGACAACUCAAUGCUGAAGGUUACAAUCAGGAUGGACAUGCUGGCUGGUGAUAUCCUGUUCAAAGUUCCGACACCUCCUGUGAUUGCUACAAAUAAUCAGGAGGAGAACGCUGAUCUCAGUGGUGGAUCCAUUGCGAGUGGCAGUUCUGGUUUCGGCAGCUUACCCAAGAAAAGACCUCCCCUGUUUGGCUCUGAAUUGGUUCCUGCCAUGGAGCACCCAUCGUUGGCAGCCGACCUGAUGCCGCCCCCAAUGCCGCCCCCAGACUUUGAUGCCCCAGCGAUACCAACAAAUCACAUCACGGUGGACAGCCUGGCGCAUGAGCCAGGCCACUCCCGCAACAACAGUAACACCAGUCAAAUGUCCAAAGCGUCCGGCUACAGUUCACUAAGUCAGUCCCAACACAGCCGGCAGAGCAGCUCGGGCGACUCUGGACACACACGGAGUCGCCGCAUUUCCACUCCCCACUCACCCAAAUCUAUCCAACUGUCCCUUGUCCCGUUGCAUGAAGAGCCGUGGCCGGCGUCUCCCAACUACGGGUCGCCCCUGCCCCCACCCUUGAUGUGCAUUGAGCCGAGGGCGGUGACUUCGCUGAUCGCGCCCAGGGCCAACAAGAACCUGGAGUCGCGUACCCGCUACUACUCGCUGUCCACACACUGCACCAGGAUUAACAACAACGGGCCUGCUGAGUGCCACUGUCCCCUGCAUGCCAUUAAGAAUUUGCUAGCCCAACACAGAAAGCACCACGAGGGCGCUCUGCGAGCUGCAAAAUGCUCUGACGAUGACCUGGUUGAAGACUGCGACUCGCCUACAGAGCUGCUGCAAAGAAGACGGAGCACACCGAAUCCAAGCUCUGGAUCAGGACUUAGUGAGAGUGGCGGCGGUUCGUUGGAGCGUGCCAAGCUCGCAGGAGAGAGGAGAAAGAAGGGGCUGCCCGAGGAGAGCAGCCAAAGCUCAGUCAUCACCACUGGCAAGGAGUCAAGGGUGGAGGUCACCAGGGUAAAUCCAAAUGAGCUCAUCGCCGAACUUUUACAAACUACCAACCUGGAGCAGGACGAAAGCGCUGAAACUUCUGGUCUUCAACUUUUUAUCGCCAAAGACGGCACAACAGCUUUUGGCAGCCAUGAUGUCAAACGGCAAGCGUCGUCUGGAGCCUUCCAGCAAGUUGUGAUGGACAAGAGCUAGUUACAGUGAUUCUCACACCUGUUCCAAAGAGACUCGCCACCCAGAAUGCUCAUCAGAAGCCAUCACCGACUCGCGUUUCAAUGUCAAGGAUUACCCUUGAACAACCACUAGUAAUUGUGAAUUCAGACCCGAAAGUGGCUGAUAUGUGCUUUUACUAGACGGUAUUAUCACAGUUAAAGUUUAAUCCCCCCCCCCCCCCCCCAGUUCAUCCACUGUACCAAAGGCAGAGAAAAAAACUUGAACUCUCGAGAGCACUUCUUGUUGCUGAUCAGUCCCGAGAGUUUUUGUUUUUAAACUAAUUAGGAGCUGUUGCUAUUUCAUUUUGAAGAGCUUUUUGAAAAUGUAUUGGAAAUUCCUUUCCAAACCUGAGAAGCCAAUUCAACUCAUAUUUGUAGUUAGCGGAUUAAGGAAUGCCACCACGAACAAUAAACCAACUAUCUCAGUGAUGGUUGUGUUUCAUUCACAAUGUUGGGCUGUAGUGACAUUUUCAAAGUGAAAUGUUUGCAAACUCGCUAGGGUUUGUCAGAAGUCUGUUGGUCCCUCUGUCGGACAUCCAAUGAUAAUCAAUCAACCAGUUGAAACGAAAAUGGCAACAAGUAGUUCAAAGAAAUUACAAUAAUAACUCUUAAAAUUGAACAGAUCAUGAGUCAAAGCUAAUAUUUAAAAUGAGAAUGACUACAUCAGAGUUCAGGUUCAACUCGUGAACAUGUUUUCUAGAUCAUGAAAUUCGGUUUCUGAAAUCUUUUGGAAUAAAUGAAAGCACAAAUUUUAUCAUUUGUUCAUUUUCAAGCUUUGGAGGAAUUUUCGCGACUAAUAAUAUAUCUUUGCCCAUUCUGGAAAAUCUCAACAAGAAUUGAAAAGAGUUGACACUAAAAGGAGACUUGAACCCAACCAGCAUUCUUGGCCUUGGAUAGAUUCGUAUGUAUUAAUCUCAAAUCGUAAAUGGAUUUCGCGUUUCGUGUAGAUGUUUUGAAUAAAUUUUCAAGAGAGGAAUAAUAUCACUAUAACUGGCUCUUUGUAAUCAUGUCUCGUGUUUCAAUGCAACAGAGGGGUUUGAAUAUUUGAAUCACUGCGGUUUAUGUAUUGUGAAUUUAAAUAUACAACUUGCAUAUUAUACUAUUUGUACCAUUUGUUGUCUUCCGUUUUGUCAUCUCUACUCAGAAUGUUCACUUUUGAACUCAGAAAGUACUAGCUGUUCUGACAUAAAAAAGGUGUUUUCCUUGAUUUUUACCUGUGUGAUAAUUGUGUAAAUUAUAAUAACUGCUGUUAAAAACGCAAGAUGGUCCCAAAUUGAAAUUUUAGAAUGAUGUUUUUUAUGUCGUGCCCUGGGAAACUUGUGCACGCAUUGCGCUAAAUCACUUCUUAAGUUGCUAUCAAUCUGAUGUAUUUCUCUGUACCAUUCACUAUGCAAUGUAUAUGUGAAUAAUUGAUUUUAUUUUUGUUUUGUAUAGCUGUACAGUAACUUAUAGCGUCUGUAAUAUUUAUAAGCAGAUAAAUAGUGCAUUUUUGCAAUGUGGAUAAUAUGUAGCAAAUUGUAUAAGAAAUGCUGGCAUUAAAGUGAUUAUAAACUGAAAGUAUUUGUUGGGUUAGCAAAUUUAAUUUAGACUUUGUAUUUGGACUUAACGUGGAUCAUGAAAUUACGAACUCUUUAAAUCAUAAGUUUACCGCAGGAAAGAGAGCAGUGUUCAAUUGCUGAUGAGGUCAAAUUGAAAAAAUGCCUUUCAUUGAAAAUGCUGGAGAAGAGUAAUGUCAAUGUGAAUGAAAAUUGACGAUAUAAAAAUAUUAUUUUUGGUAAUUGUUGUAGAAUACUAAAAUGGAACAAUUAUUGCCAAAAUCGAAAAAAUGCAAAGCCUUACAAUAAUGUGCGAAUCAUCAUGGUUAAACAGCCAAGCAGAAUGCAAUAAAAUAAUUGAAAAUGCAAAA